Molecule: messenger RNA, 739 nt
Organism: Ornithodoros turicata
Lineage: Eukaryota; Metazoa; Arthropoda; Arachnida; Ixodida; Argasidae
Exons: 5
Coding region: 113-634 (173 amino acids)
Source: RefSeq, a predicted model, not a curated record
UCCCAGCGGCCAUCGUUCUGCGCAUCUGGCAACCUCUGUCAAAAGCGUGACCAUGGUGAUGCGCUCAGAUUCGUAAACAACGGAGCGGUGCUCUCCAUACUUUACUUGUAUUAUGGGAAAGAGGCUGUUGUCUUUCGCAUCGCUUUGUUCUGCUGCAAUCGCAAUUCUCUACAGCAUAGAGGUCGAGAAAAACAAAUGGGUUACAUCAAAAUCAAUUACACUCAAAGCGAAACUAAACGACGCCUUUUCGUUUGUGACGACAGCAGACUACAUGAACAAAUGGUUACCGUUUGUCAGCUAUGUUCGAGAAGCAGACGGCAAGCAAAUGGGCAUCGGCAAAAAAUACCGAGCCACUUACGAGUUUCCUAUAUUAGGAGAAUACGACAUGAUGUACAGGGUAGUUGACUAUGCACCACGUAAAAACGUCAUUGUCGAGAGCGACUUCUUUCUGAGACCACACGUGGAGUUUCAUUUCUUUGAAACCAAAGAAGAUGAGUGCAGAAUGGAAGUGCGACUGUCCUUCAGGAGAUUCAGCUACCUCUAUCAGUAUUCUUUAGGGCCAAUCCUGCACUUCCUUGCCGGUCAGCAACUCCAGCGUUCACUAUUCCUUCUGCGAAUGGUGUUCCCAUACUGACUAAAGUACAGCCAGGGAAGCUCGAGAAAUCUCCCUGGUUCCCUGAUACUCAGCUUACCUCAGCAGAGGACAUCACGAUACUAGUGCACAUUCCAAAGUGUGGAA